GACAUCAGGACUUUUCUGUCGACCAUGUCGCCAAUCGUUUCCGAGGACUCCGUGGGGAUUGCCCACACCUUGGGUGGCAACGCACGCGAGAAGCUGGCAGGUAUCCGCGGUUGGCUUGCGAGGCAUGACAGACAUUUCGAAUAUGCUGCUUCCGUCGUUGUGGGACUGCACGUCAUACUGCUCCUUGUGGCGCUGGAACUUGAAGGAGCGAGUUCUGCCGUGGCUCUGGACCUAUCCGACUGGCCAGCAGUGGCCGAGACUACGUGGAGAUAUCACUUACGGGUGAUCGACGUGGUGUUCGACGUUUAUUUUGUCCUGGAUUUGUCCAUGCGGAUGUUCGUCCAACGAUGUAGCUUCUGCAAAUCCAGCAUGAACUGCUUCGAGGCGUGUCUUACAGCGGGCUCCCUUGCUGAUCUGGUGAUCAUUGCAAACGCUGGCGGUCUUGCCCAUCCCGCAGAUGCGACGGUCCUGCAUCUGAUCCGAGCGGCUGCAUCCUUGCGACUGAUUCGCUUCUGCAAGUUUGUCGAGGGCGUCCACAUGCUUUUGAAGGCGUGCACUUCAUUUUUGCCCUCCUUAUGUUGGUCGAUGGUGCUGCUGACGAUUUUCAUGCUGGUUGGGGCACUGACGAUAGGGAACCUCCUCCAGGACUACAUCACCAAUCCGCAGCUGAAUAGAGAAGACAGAAUCUGGUUGUGGCAAAAUUACGGAACCGCCCAGCGAUCUUUGUACACCAUCUACGAAAUAACGUUUGCCGGCAAUUGGCCCGUCAACGUUCGACCUGUACUGACCGGGGCCAACCGUGCAUUUGCCGUUUUCUUCGUCGCUUACGUGACCAUCAUCGUUUUUGCUAUCCUGAGGGUGAUAACUGCCGUGUUCUUGAAGGACAGCCUGGAUGCAGCGCAGAGCGAUGCUGAACACCAGCUGAAGGUGCAAAUGCGCAAAAGGACUUUGUAUACUCGCAAGUUGGACGAAAUGUUCAAAGCGAUCGACGAGUCUGGUGUCAUUACAGAGGCUCGGCUGAACAGUCUCCUCCACGAUCCAACUGUCAAAGCCUACUUUGAGACGUUGGACCUCGAUGUGCACGAAGGUACUGCCUUGUUUCGCAUUUUGGACAACGGAGACGGUGAGGUUACGAGAGAGGAGUUUAUCGAUGGCAUUCUACGUUGCAAAGGCCCAGCACGUGCGAUUGACCAGUUGGUCAUGCAUGCUGAGCUGAAGCAGCUCGAGUCGAAGAUUGCCCAGUUCAUCCGUAUGUCGGGAUGUGCGAAAAUCGCCGGCCAGCUCAACAGCAACCGGGGAACCAGCAGCAGCAGCUCCCCGAUGACGUCGUUUCUGCGAGUUUUCCGUGACUCGGAGCGAACCUCACAGGCAUAG
Symbiodinium sp. CCMP2456 is the source of this 1374-nucleotide messenger RNA. The record is from the annotation of a GenBank genome assembly. Lineage: Eukaryota; Dinophyceae; Suessiales; Symbiodiniaceae.